Messenger RNA from Trifolium pratense (red clover), 2122 nucleotides. RefSeq names its product probable ADP-ribosylation factor GTPase-activating protein AGD14. The transcript is spliced from 13 exons. The coding region runs from base 32 to 2122 and encodes 696 amino acids. The record is from RefSeq and is a predicted model, not a curated record. NCBI's taxonomy places the organism in Eukaryota, Viridiplantae, Streptophyta, Magnoliopsida, Fabales, Fabaceae. Gene Ontology annotation, molecular function: GTPase activator activity.
GAUAGAGCAAUAAAUUUGAGCAAAAUUGAAGAUGGGACUUUCAAAGAAAGAAGAAGAAAGAGUUGAAAGAAUAAUUCGAGGUUUAUUAAAACUUCCCGAAAAUCGAAGAUGCAUCAAUUGCAAUGCUUUGGGACCACAAUAUGUUUGUACAACUUUCUCAACAUUUGUCUGCACAAAUUGCAGUGGACUACAUCGAGAGUUCACACAUCGAGUAAAAUCUGUGUCGAUGGCAAAAUUUACACCCGAAGAAGUCACAGCUAUUCAAGCUGGUGGCAAUGAGAGAGCAAAGCAGAUUUAUUUUAAAGGGUGGGAUCCUCUACGACAUUCUUAUCCCGAUUCUAGUAAUAUGCAUAGACUCAGAGAAUUUAUCAAGAAUGUCUACGUGGAAAGAAAAUAUGCCGGCGAAAGAAGUCAAGAAAAUCUUCCCAGGAUUAAAUUGAAUGACAAAGAGGAGUCUAAUGAGAAGCCGAAGAGUAGUUCAUUUCGAUUAGAGUUCAUAAGUCCGAAGUCAAGUCCUGCUCAAAGAAGUUCCAGUGCAAGAAGCGAUGACGCGAGUGUUAGAUAUCUAUAUGAUGAAAGCAGAAGUCCUAAAUAUGUACAAAAAUGCACAAGGAAUGGAGGAUACAGCAGAAGUCCUAUAAAGUUUGAGGUUGUUGAUGACAGGUUUCGAGACGAAGAAUAUAGAAACCGCAGACAAUCAAAUCUUGAAUCAAAGCUAAGACAACUUUCAUUUGAUGGUAAGAAUGUGGACAGAUUGCAAACUCCGGUUCAACCAUCUUCGGGUGAAAUGACGAUGCAGAAUGAUUUAUCUUUACAAGUUACAACUUCUGGUGGAGAAGGUUCUGUCGAGGAAAAACUAUCUGAACAAAAAAGUAAUAAAUCUCAAGCUUAUGAUAAUGCUAUUGUACCAGUAGAAGCAACGCCGAGUAUGACACAGGAAAGUGAAAAUAAUUGGGCCUCAUUUGACACUUCUACAAAGGAAAAUGUUCCUAAAACUUCAAACACCAACACCAUGAAAUCUCCUACAACAGAACCAACACCUGAGGCAAAAAUUUCAAGUCCUUUAGACCUUUUACUUUUUGAAUUGUCAGGCUCUUUUGCUCCAACCAGUGGCGAAAAUGUUUUGACAACUUCAACAGUAGAAAAGGCCUCUACAUUGGAUUUUCCAUCUACUUCAACGGAGGAGACAAAUUCAUCAACUUCUCAGCUGGCACAACCUUCUAAUGAAGCUACUCCAUCACAAUCUGAGUUACUUGAGACACAAGACUCCAUUGAAGAUUCACAUGUACAUAAAGCACAAACAGAAGAUUCAAUUGAAGUUUCACAUGCACAUAAACCACAAACCGAAGAUUCCAUUGAAUUUUCACAUGCACACAAACCACCAACCGUGCAAUCAACACAACCAACAGAAUCACCAAAUAAAUAUGUACCUUCAAGUAAUGAGCCGUCAUUUUAUCCUAAUACACACGAAUCAUCACAUACUUUCGAUGAACUUCCUUCUCAAACUGCCUCGAAUCCUACUCAAGACACCGGACCUGAUGUUAGUUCCCAGCCUAGUAUAGUAAAAACCAAGUCUAGUGGAAGAAUGGAACUUCCAGAGGAUCUUUUUACUACAAAGUACUUUUCUGGUCCUCCACCACAUCCAGGUUGGCAGAAUCUUCAAUCUCAUGUCAUGGGAUAUGGCAUGCAACAGCAAUAUUAUCCUAAUGCAGUGCUUCCUCAUCCUCACUCAGCACUUCCCAUUGCACCAAAAUCUAUGAACCCUUUUGAAGUAACUGAAGGGAGAGGUCUAUCUCAUGCAUCAUCAGUUCCUAGUUUGGUAUCAAUGUAUGGUGUGGUACCAGCUACAUCACAAAGAACAGGAUUAAUACAUACUUCAAGUCUUGGUUCUUUAGAUACAAUGAUGCCUCAGUCCACAAGUUAUGCAUCCCCAAUUCCUGGUCUGUGCUUUGAUCAAGUUAAUAAUGAAGAUCAGUAUCAUAGAUCAAAAAUAGUAAACACCUACAAUAGUGACAUAACUGGUUUUGGAUCUCUAGACACCAUUCAACAACCAUAUGGGACAUAUGGAACACAAGGAAUUCCAAAUUCCUUUUCCAAUACAAGAAGAAAUCCAUUUGAUUAG